UAUAAUCCACACAUACAAGUCUGCUGUGAUGGAUGUAUCUCUGCGUGGAAGCCUUGGAUGGAUCAGUGCUGUGGAGAGACGCCGUACGGCUCGGGACAAUGUGGAGUUCUCUGUUGUAAUAACACCUUGUACGAGGACAGAGUCGAUGGACAGGAAUGUUCAGAGAUGGGUAUUCCUUACAACCCGGCCAAAGGGACUAUAUGUUGUUCUCAGUUUCACGGCAGCCCAGGACAACACUGCUGUGGGACAGAAAUUUACCGGCCUGAUGUUGAGAUUUGCUGCAAUGGACACAGACAUCCCAAAUCAGAAAACAUUCACUGCUGUGGGGUCAAAGCCUACAACAUUAAAGAUCCACAGAUGAAGUGCUGUGCAGGAACACUGUACACGCUGACAUCAUUACAUAAGCAUGGAGGGGACCUGCAGUGCUGCGGAUCCACUCUGCAAGAGCCACAGGACAUUUGCUGCUCAAGUGAGGAGGAAGAGGUGAUCUACUCUGCCAAGACAGGGUUUAGAUGCUGUGGUCACCUCUAUUACAACACCACCCUGUGGUCAUGCUGUGCUGGGAGGCUGAGAUCAAUCCAUGAACCAGGACAGGGUCAAAGAAAGAUGAUUAAUGAAUCCAGAGUCCUAUCUGUGAAUAACCUGAACAAAACAGAUCUUUGCCAAAAAAUGCACAUUGGGACUGUGGAAAGUGUGUCUCAGCAGAGCGUUGUGUUUGGGAAUGUGCUGACGGUUCAUGGUAUGGAGGCCGAAGCUCUGCCUUUUCCUUACGUCCUGGAAACAGAUGAUCGCUGCAGCUUCCCUAAACUGGUUCUUGGGAAGACCUACUUCUUUAACAAAGUUAAUGUUUUCACUGAUUUCAAUCAUGACUCUGUUCUUCAGUCACUCCAUUUCAUUAUUUCCAAAUGUUCACCUUAGGUCACCAUUGGCUGAUUUAUACAUGGGCAGUCCUGAUGAGUUACUCUAUUCUCUGACAAAGUACUAAUUUUGUAUUUUUAUUUUGUGCUUGCAAUAUUGGGUUUUUCACUCUCUUGAAUGUAUUACAUAUUACUGCAUUGUUAUACAUUGGUCUGUUAGCAAUAGUGAUGCUAUCCUAAAAAGACAUACCUAAUCUGUCCUUUGUUUUUUGUGUAUUAUUAGAGCCAUUAGUAAUGGUUGAUUCUCACAAUUAAAUCAAAAAACUCCUUAUGUACCGUCUGUAACCGUAAUGUCUUUACCUGAUUUAGAAACAGUAAUGCAUUACAGAAAAAUGCCAUUACAGAAUGCAUU
Maylandia zebra (zebra mbuna) is the source of this 1269-nucleotide messenger RNA. RefSeq names its product usherin-like. Lineage: Eukaryota; Metazoa; Chordata; Actinopteri; Cichliformes; Cichlidae. The record is from RefSeq and is a predicted model, not a curated record.